Molecule: messenger RNA, 1563 nt
Organism: Phaeodactylum tricornutum CCAP 1055/1
Lineage: Eukaryota; Bacillariophyta; Bacillariophyceae; Surirellales; Neidiaceae
Product: frustulin 5
Exons: 5
Molecular function (GO): ATP binding; ATP hydrolysis activity
Source: RefSeq, a predicted model, not a curated record
UCCCGAGAUAUUAAUGUUCAAAACUUCACCCUUCAACACAUGGGAGCCGUGCUGCUGGAUGAAACCGAGAUUGUUCUUAAUCACGGCAAUCGCUACGGUUUGGUAGGACGCAACGGAUGUGGCAAGUCAACGCUUUUGCGAGCGCUGGGAGCCCGAGCCAUUCCGAUUCCGCGCGGUAUUGAUAUCUUCUUUUUGUCUGAAGAAGUGGAGCCAUCUGAUACUAUGACGGCACUCGACGCGGUCAUGGCAGAUAGCGAGGACGAUAAGACUCCGGAAGAGCAACAAGAAGAUGUCAUGGAAGUGCUGAAUGCGGUAUAUGAGCGUUUGGACGCGCUGGACGCGAGUACUGCGGAGGUCCGUGCGCGUUCUAUUCUAAAGGGCUUGGGCUUUACACACGAAAUGCAGUCCAAGUUGACCAAGGACUUUUCCGGAGGAUGGCGUAUGCGUGUUUCCUUAGCGCGGGCCUUGUUCAUUCAACCGGUAUGCCUGCUACUCGACGAGCCCACGAAUCACUUGGAUAUGGAGGCUGUUAUUUGGUUGGAGGAUUAUCUUUCGAAAUGGAACCGUAUUCUGUUGCUGGUUUCACAUUCGCAAGAUUUUCUCAACAACGUUUGUUCGCACAUGAUUCACUUUACGAAUAGAAAGCGAUUGCAAUACUACGAUGGCAACUACGACCAGUUCAUCAAAACGAAGUCGGAAAAGGAAGAGAAUCAGCUCAAACAGUUCAAAUGGGAACAGGAACAGAUGAAGUCCAUGAAAGAGUACAUUGCGCGAUUUGGCCACGGAACGUCCAAAAACGCUAAACAGGCGCAGUCGAAAGAAAAAGUUUUGCAAAAGAUGAUCCGUGGGGGUUUGACCGACAAACCAGAAGAAGAGAAACCGCUUAAUUUCAAAUUCACUGAUCCGGGACAUUUACCACCACCUGUUUUGGCCUUUCACAACGUUUCUUUCGGUUAUCCAAAUUGUGAAAAGCUCUACACCAACGUUAAUUUUGGUGUGGAUUUGGAUUCUCGAGUGGCCUUAGUCGGUCCGAACGGAGCUGGAAAAACUACGCUAAUGAAACUCAUGUCCAGCGAAUUGCAGCCAUCCAUGGGUGACAUUCGACCCCACGGACAUUUGAAGCUCGGUCGAUUUACGCAGCAUUUUGUGGACGUUUUGGAUUUAGACAUGACGCCGCUCGAGUUUUUCGAGAGCAAGUAUCCCAACGACCCGCGGGAAGAACAGCGCAAAUAUUUGGGUCGUUUUGGAGUGUCGGGGCCGAUGCAGGUGCAGAAAAUGAGGGAACUGUCCGACGGACAAAAGUCUCGCGUCGUCUUUGCCAAGCUUGGUCGCGACGUUCCGCACAUUUUGCUGCUCGAUGAGCCGACGAACCACUUGGAUAUGGAAAGCAUUGACGCGUUGGCUAAGGCAGUGAAUGAAUUCCAGGGUGGUUUGGUAUUGGUGUCGCACGAUAUGCGUUUGAUUGGUCAGGUGGCCAAGGAGAUUUGGAUAUGCGACAACAAAACGAUAGCGAUUCACCGGGGAGACAUUCAGUCGUUCAAAAUGGACAUGCGCGCUGCCAUG